Messenger RNA from Protopolystoma xenopodis, 279 nucleotides. The record is from the annotation of a GenBank genome assembly. NCBI's taxonomy places the organism in Eukaryota, Metazoa, Platyhelminthes, Monogenea, Polystomatidea, Polystomatidae.
AUGCUGAAUUUCCGUAACGGUUUGCUUAUCCGCCUGCCCAGCUCUCUGACCGCCAGACGUCCAAAGUUGUACUGGUUUAUUCGAAACGGACAUCACUCACUUACGACGUCUUCGCUUUAUUGCCGAAAACUCCUGUCCCCCACUUUCUUCCGCUUCCUUGUGUUGUCACCGUAUGGCGCUCUUCUUUCUGUUCCCUUCCAAUUCAUCUCGUGCCCAGUCCGUGCGAUGUGUUCCGGUAGUUCUGAUCUUUCGGUAUCCAUUUUCCUGCAGAACCUCUGA